GACAUGGCAAAAGCAGAAAUGAGAUGAGUAGCAGAGGGAAAAGAUGGUCUCUCAAGGGAAAGACUGCUCUUGUCACUGGAGGAACCAAAGGCAUAGGACAUGCUAUAGUAGAAGAAUUAGCAGAAUUUGGGGCAGCUGUGCACACAUGUUCUCGCAACCAAAAAGAGCUUGAUCAGUGUUUACAAGAAUGGCAGAGCAAAGGCUUCAAAGUAACUGGAUCUGUAUGCGACGUAUCAAAUCGAACCCAAAGGGAAAAGCUUAUAGAUGUAGUUUCCUCCAUCUUUGAUGGAAAGCUUAACAUUCUUGUCAACAACGCAAGGGACAUGUAAAUUUUAAAAGAAGCCUUAAAAGGAUAUGGGCUGAAGACAUUUGACCAUUAUGAGUACAAUUUUGAGUCAGCAUAUCAUCUAAGUCAGCUUUCGCAUCCUCUCUUAAAGGCAUCAGAAUAUGGAAAUAUUGUAAAUAUCUCUUCCAUUGGAAGCAUUGCUGCUUUCCCUCUUGGUGCUCUCUAUGCAGCAUCCAAAGGAGCGAUGCAGCAAAUUACAAAAAAUUUGGCAUGUGAAUGGGCAAAUGACAUGAUUCGAGUUAAUGCAGUUUUACCAGGAUUUACAGAUACCCCUCUCUUAGAUUUUGCAAAGAAAAGUUGGGAUAAUCCUGAAGUUGAGGAGCAAAUGACUCGUAGUAUCCCUCUCUCUCGAGAAGGAAAACCUGAAGAGAUAGCAUCAGUGGUGACAUUCCUUUGUUUACCUGCUUCUGCAUAUAUCACUGGCCAAAUUAUAAUUGCUGAUGGAGGAUGUACUGUGAGUCGCUUCUAAAUUUUUCCCAAAUAAUAAAAACAAAAUAGUAAUUAUUUUUGUUGUAUUCUGAAUUAGACAAUAUCUAUUUUAGUAAUUAAAAACAUUUAAAUAAAGUUUCAAUCUGUGGAGAAACCAUAUGUAACGUGCUAAUUCUAUUACUAGAAGUGUUAAUUUAAAUUGG
Messenger RNA from Jatropha curcas, 978 nucleotides. Lineage: Eukaryota; Viridiplantae; Streptophyta; Magnoliopsida; Malpighiales; Euphorbiaceae. The record is from RefSeq and is a predicted model, not a curated record.